This is a messenger RNA of Empidonax traillii (willow flycatcher), 2591 nucleotides long. RefSeq names its product microsomal triglyceride transfer protein-like. The annotation marks the transcript as partial. The record is from RefSeq and is a predicted model, not a curated record. Gene Ontology annotation, cellular component: endoplasmic reticulum; Golgi apparatus; basolateral plasma membrane. Gene Ontology annotation, biological process: lipid transport; lipoprotein metabolic process. Lineage: Eukaryota; Metazoa; Chordata; Aves; Passeriformes; Tyrannidae. The transcript is spliced from 17 exons. Gene Ontology annotation, molecular function: lipid binding.
GGGAUUUGCAGCUGUUUUCCUUCCAGCCCGGGGCACUGUAUCAGUACCACUACACCCUGGAUGUCCAGCUCCAUCACACGGCCCCACCAGCCCCUGGGGGAGCCUGGCUGCGGGCUCAGGCGUCAGUCCACGUGCACCGGCUCUGGAGGGACCAGGGUGGGGAAGAGCUGCUCCAGGUGCAGAUCCGUGACCUGAAAGCCCAGCACGAGGAGAGGAGCCAGGAUGGCCCUGGAGGUCCCCCUGCAGAGAUUGAACUGAGCCAGGAGGCAAAGGCAGAGCUCCAGAAGCCGGUGUUCAUCUCCUGGAACAGCGGGAAGGUCAAAGCUUUCUAUGGGAAUGAAGCAGAAAGCAUCCUGGUCUCCAACCUGAAGCGAGGCAUCAUCAGUCUGCUCCAGCUCCAGCCCCACGCCGGCACCACAGUGGAGGAGGACGCCUCUGGGAGCUGCCAAGUCACCUAUGCCGUGUCCAACCACUCCAUCACCAAGACCAAAGAUCUCCUCAGCUGCACAAAGCCGAGCUCUGGAUUCACCUCUGUAAACAAAGUUUUUGGAGUCGAGUGGCAGCCCAGCAGCAGAAGCCAGUAUGUGGUGAAAGACAACCUCCUGCAGUCAGCCCUGGCAGAGGAAAGCCAUGUGCUGGCUCCAGCCCUGAGGUCCAGCUCUGGCAUCAAGAUCAGUUCAAGGCAGCAGCUCCAGCUACUGUCUCCUCCAACGCCUGGUCCAGCAGAGGAGUCUGGGCAAAGCCUUGAGGAUGUGCUGGCUGGCACAGAGGGACGGCACCAGCCCCUAGGCAUGGCCAGCCUGCCCUUCAGGAGGGUCUGCACCAACUGCCCGUCGCUGAGAGCCCACCUGAAGGCUUUGGACAGACGGGGAGUCAGAACAGAGCCCUCAAAGGUGGCGACAGCCCGGCAGUUCCAGAGGUUCAUCCGGAUGCUGCGCAGUGCCAAGAAGAGAGAUGUGCUGGAGCUGCUGAGGAGAGCACCUGAGGAGACACGCCCCUUCAUGGUGGAGGCAGCGGUGGCUGCACAGUCAGUGGCUUCCUUGGCAGCUCUCUCAGAAUUCCUGGAUUUCAGCAAGGAGGAGUCCAAGCCCCUCCUGGAGAAGUUCCUCUAUGCAGCAGCUUUCUCACCCCGGCCUUCGGGAGAGCUCCUCCACCUGGUCUUAGACAAGCUGGCUGGGAAGCAACUGGCCCCUGAGACCUGGGAGAUGGGGAUGGUCGCCGUGGGCUCUCUGGUGGGCAAGCUGUGCCAGCAGAAGCUGUGUGGGCUGCAGGAGGUGGAGCGUGGGGUGGAAACCAUCCUCAGGGGGCUGAGCGGUGCCGAGGAGGAGCCUGAGGUGGUCAUUUACCUGCUGGCCCUGGGGAAUGCGAUGCUCCCUGGAACCAUCCCCAUCCUCCUGGAGCACGCUGAGGAAGGUCCUGCUGCUGUCACCACCACGGCCAUCUCCGCCCUGCGGCGAUUCCCCGCUCGGCACAUCUCCAGCAAGGUGAAACGAGCAAUGAGGAGGAUCUUCCACGAGAAGAGGAAGAGCUACGAGAAAACCUGUCGCCUGGCCGCCGCGGAGAUACUCCUGGAUAACCACCCCUCACCCAUGGAUGUCAUCAACAUCCUGCUGGCCACCCAGGAGAUGGAGACAGAGACGGCAAAAUUCCUGCUGCUGAAGGUCCAGAACAGCCUGCACUCCCACCACCACCCGGCAAGGGAGAUGAUGAAAGACAUCAUGGGAGACCCGCAGAUAAACAACUACAACUUCUUCUCGAAAGUUGGCGCCUCCUCUUCUUUCUCAGGACCCCUGACAGUCACCCAGGACCUGCUUUCCACCUUCGGGCUGGACCUGCUGUUUUUGGAGGGAGGAUUCCUGAGGAAGAGCGUCUCUGAGUUCUCCCUGCUCAGCCGCGGCCGGCGGCUCCGCGCAGCUCAGGUCACCUUUGAAGCACAGGGGAUGGAGUCGAUGAUGGGAGAGAACGUCUCGGAUGGGGAAGAGGAGCCGGAGCUCAUGGCCGGGAUGUCUGUCGCCUUCUUCGACGUUCAGCUGCGGCCGCUCGUCUUCUUCCAGGGAUACGCAGACCUCAUGGCCAAGGCCCUCCUGAGCAGUGGAGAGCCCACAAGCGUGGUCAGAGGGAACCUCCUGCUGAUGGACCAUCACCAGGUCAUUCCUCUGCAGUCUGGCCUCCAAGUGACCAUCAAACUCCAGGGUGGGCUGGGGCUUGACAUUUCAGCUGACGUGGACGUGGGCAUUUGGGAGCAGGAACUCAAAACCGGCAUCAACGCGAGGGGAAGCCUCUCCAUGGAUUUCCAGGCAGAACUAGAUUCCCCUUUCCUCCAGGCCACCCUGAGGAGCCAGGCAGAGGUGGAGACCUCCAUCCACUUUGACACCACGCUGAGGUUUUCCAGCAGCCCCGUGCUCAUGUGCCUGCAGCUGAGAGAGGAGCAGGCCCCAUACAGAGAAAUCUUCACAGUUUCCAAAUCCGCCGGCAGCCGGAGCAGCACCGCUCGGAAAGGCAGGCGCGGCACCGUGCCCGGGAGGGAACUUGCCUUGCACCAAACCAACUCCGAGGUCUGCAACCUCCUGCUGACACCAGAAAAGGAAUAG